Eimeria acervulina is the source of this 564-nucleotide messenger RNA. RefSeq lists its product as hypothetical. The record is from RefSeq and is a predicted model, not a curated record. The transcript has 3 exons. Lineage: Eukaryota; Apicomplexa; Conoidasida; Eucoccidiorida; Eimeriidae. Bases 1 to 564 code for a protein of 187 amino acids.
AUGAGUACAGAAGCUGCCGUAGGAAGGACGGGUUGCCUAGAAGAGGAAGACCAAUAUGAGGCCUGCGACCCUUCAUCCCACCAUAUUGGAAAAACCAAAGCAUCCCUCCUAAUGCGGCCCAUUGCACAUUGUGGAGACUUCGGUGCUAAAUCCAUUGCUCUGCAGUCGAUUACCAGAGAACAGGAUGUGCAGACGGACCCGUACUCGCCCCAGUACAUUUGCACUCCGGGGCCACAACCUAAGGAAUUGGCGAUAGCUCAUCUGAGCUGGUCAAGGGGACUUCCUGCGACCUCUCGGGAAAUCCGAGCUAUUCAAGAAUUGCAGCUGCAGCGGCGGCUUGACGAAGUUCUUCCACCUCCAACGGAUGAGUUCUGUCUAGCAAUCCGCACUAGCCUAAUGGAACGUCAAGAAGUUUUAAAGUGGGCUCAACGAGAACGGGAUAUUCGAGGAGCGUCUUCGUCUCGUGGAAGCUGCCCUGCGAGUGCGUGCCACAAAAAUGAGGACCAAGAGCGAGGCAGCUCAUCGAAGGCGGCAGAAGAUCUUAAAGGAACGCUUGCAACGUAG